AUGUCUGAAUAUAUGGACGAUGUAGACAGGGAGUUUAUCAACUGUUUGUUCCCGAGGUAUUUGCUGCAACAACCUGUGGCUUACGAUUUAUGGAUUUUAUACUUGCAACAUAGGAAACUUUUCCACAAGCUAAAAAAUACAAGUUUAAUUAGUGUUGAUGAGAAUUCCAAUUCAGUCGGCGUGGGCAGGGCAAAGUUAACGGCUUCAACAAGGAAGGAAAUUUGGUCAAAAUUAAUGAAUUUAGGUGUGCUAGGUACAAUCUCAUUUGAAGCUGUCAAUGACGAUUAUUUGAUUCAAGUUUAUAAGUACUUUUAUCCAGAUGUUAAUGAUUUUACUUUGAGGUUUGGUGUCAAAGAUUCAAGUAGGAAUUCAAUUCGGUUUAUGAAAACCUCCACAGAGAUUGGGAAAACUGCUCAGGAACUAUUAGAACCUGUUCUAUCGGAACGUGAAAUGGCACUUAACUCCAACACUAGUCUCGAUAACGCCAACAAUGCCGAUGAAGAGGAUGAUGAUGAUGAUGGUGAUGAUGACGACGAUGAAGAUGAUGACGAUGCCGAUGAUGAUGAUGAGUCCGACUUGGAAAGUCUCGAAGGAGAGGUGGAUACCGAUACAGGCGAUGACGAUGCCGAUGAGUCCAAUCAUCACGAAGAGGGCGAAGAAGGAGGAGAAGAAGGCGCCGAUACUAAUGUGCCCAAUGUGCAUCAGAGCGGUGGAGGAAUUUCUGACCCGUGGUUAUACCAAAGAUCUAGAUCAUCCGUCACUAUAGAAGAAGCAGGACCGAGGAACUUGUGGAGUACAGCGGACAAGAAUGCUAAUCUGCAAUACUACCCUCCUGAUCAGUCAUCCUCAUCUUCUUUUUCUUCUCCCAGAGUUUCGUCUGGUAACGGCAAGCACGACAACGAGACAGUAGAAGGAUUGUCCAGUAAUGAUAACAAGAAGAAAAACACAAUGAUUCCUGAUAUUUAUAAAAUACUUGGGUAUUUUUUACCUUCUAGAUGGCAAGUUCAACCAAACAACAGUCUUCAAAUAUCUCAGGACGGUAUCACCCAUUUACAACCGAACCCAGACUAUCAUUCGUACAUGACUUAUGAUAGAUCGAGUACUUCGUCUGCUUCAGCAAGGAAUAGACUUAGGACUUCUUUUGAAAAUACGGGGAAGGUGGACUUUGCCGUUACUUGGGCCAAUAAAUCGUUGCCAGACAAUAAAUUAACAAUAUUUUAUUAUGAAAUCAAAAUUUUAAGUGUAACAAGUACAGAAAGUGCUGAAAAUAGCAAUAUCGUUGUUGGAUAUAAACUAGUGGAAAACGAAUUAAUGGAAACUAACGUAAAGAAAAAUGCUUCUCGCUCAAGUGUGACUGGUUCUAAUAGCAGCCUAGGUGGUGGUAAUAAUGCUGCUUCCAAUAGGCCACCUUCUACUUCCUUUACCACGGAAAGCUCCCAAAGGCGUGAUUAUAUCUAUGAAGGGGGCGUUUCAGCAAUAUCACUAAAUGUGGAUGGCUCUAUAGCCAAGUGCCAGAAAUAUGGGUUUGAUUUGAAUGUAUUCGGCUUUUGUGGGUUUGAUGGCUUAAUAACCAAUUCAACAGAACAAUCAAAGGAGUACGCUAAACCCUUUGGUAGAGAUGACGUUAUUGGCUGUGGUAUAAAUUUUAUUGACGGUUCAAUUUUCUUUACGAAAAACGGUAUUCAUCUAGGUAACGCAUUUACAGAUUUGAACGAUUUAGAAUUUGUGCCGUAUGUGGCAUUGAGACCUGGGAAUUCCAUUAGGACUAAUUUUGGUUUGAAUGAAGAUUUCGUCUUUGAUAUUAUUGGAUACCAGGAUCAAUGGAAAAGUCUAACCUACCAACAGAUUUGUCGCGGACGUCAAAUUAACGUUUCCAUUGACGAAUUCGAAUCUGAUGAAAGCGAAGAUGAGAAAGAAAAUGAAAAUGGUCGUGGCAAGGCAAAAUCAGCAAGUAUUGAUGAAGAUUUAAUGGAUAUUGAUCAAGAAGACGGUGUCGCAAUUCAUCAGCACUCUAAGACACCUGACAAUAAAAAUGACGACAACUCAAAGUUCCUUUUAGGAGAGGAUAGUAGAUUUGUAAACGGAAAAUUAACCAGGCCAGAUGUUGACGAGAUCAAUACCCUGAAAAUGGAUGAUGGUUCACUACCUAAUACAUUAAAUGUGAUGAUAAAUGAUUACUUGAUUCAUGAAGGGUUAGUUGAUGUUGCAAAGGGGUUUUUGAAAGAUUUACAGAAGGAUACUGUUGAUAUUAUCGGGCAACACUCUGAAAGUAAAUCCGUGAUCAGACACAAUGAAAGACAAAUCAUGAAAGAAGAACGCAUGGUGAAGAUAAGACAAGAAUUAAGGUAUUUGAUAAACAAAGAUCAAAUUUCCAAAUGCAUCGAUUACAUCAACCGUGAAAUACCGGAUUUAUUAAAGAAUAACUUGGAACUAGUUUUUGAGUUAAAGUUAGCAAACUAUUUGGUGAUGAUUAAGAAAAGCUCAUCCAAAAAUGACGAUGAAAUAGAAGAUUUGAUUUUGAAAGGGCAGGAAUUGUCCAACGAAUUUAUUUAUGAUACCAAGAUUCCACAAGCUUUAAGAGAUAGAUUCAGCGGACAAUUAAGCAACGUCUCUGCAUUAUUAGCAUAUUCCAAUCCCCUUGUGGAAGCGCCAAAAGAAAUAUCAGGAUACUUAACAGAUGAAUACCUGCAGGAAAGACUAUUUCAAGUUACCAACGGCACAAUACUGACAUUUUUACAUAAGGAUAGCGAAUGUGCGUUAGAGAAUGUAAUAUCAAACACGAGAGCCAUGCUUUCCACAUUACUUGAAUAUAAUGCCUUUGGUUCAGCUAAUUCGUCCGAUCCAAGGUAUUACAAAGCUAUUAACUUCGACGAAGAUGUGCUGAAUUUAUAA
Molecule: messenger RNA, 2892 nt
Organism: Saccharomyces eubayanus
Lineage: Eukaryota; Fungi; Ascomycota; Saccharomycetes; Saccharomycetales; Saccharomycetaceae
Gene: VID30
Product: glucose-induced degradation complex subunit VID30
Exons: 1
Coding region: 1-2892 (963 amino acids)
Biological process (GO): cytoskeleton organization; cell surface receptor signaling pathway
Cellular component (GO): cytoplasm
Molecular function (GO): protein binding
Source: RefSeq, a predicted model, not a curated record